Molecule: messenger RNA, 473 nt
Organism: Acanthoscelides obtectus
Lineage: Eukaryota; Metazoa; Arthropoda; Insecta; Coleoptera; Chrysomelidae
Source: the annotation of a GenBank genome assembly
AAUCAGAUUUUUUGUGAUGAAAAAAUUUUUACUGUUGACGCGAAGGUCAACCGAAAAAAUGAUCGCUGGCUCGCCACGACCUCGAACAAAAUUUCCGGCUAGUGUUCACGUCCUAGGUGUUCUGUCCAGUGAAGGUGAUGUCAUGCCGCCACAUUUCUUCGAAAACGGACAAACUGUCAAUAAAGAAGUUUAUGUGCAAGUUUUGACAAAUGACGGUGCACCGGCCCAAACGAGCCAUUUAGUGCAAACUGGCCAUCGGAUAACGUGGAGAUGUUCUGGAGCAAAGAGUUCUGGCCCCCGAAUAGGCCGGAUUUGAACCCUCUGGACUAUUAUGUUUGGAGCGUAGUCGAAAUGGUUACUAACAAGUCCAGGCACCCUAAUGUCGUAUCUCUACGCUCCGCUUUCGAAGCAGCAUUUACCAAUAUGGACCGUGUUUUAAAGAGAGCAUGCGACCGUUUUAGGACAAGGAUCGA